Messenger RNA from Siniperca chuatsi (mandarin fish), 1632 nucleotides. It is a transcript of the gene neurog3, whose product is annotated as neurogenin 3. The coding region runs from base 239 to 889 and encodes 216 amino acids. The transcript has 2 exons. NCBI's taxonomy places the organism in Eukaryota, Metazoa, Chordata, Actinopteri, Centrarchiformes, Sinipercidae. The record is from RefSeq and is a predicted model, not a curated record. Gene Ontology annotation, molecular function: protein dimerization activity.
GAGAGAGGGGGAGAGGGUGAAGGACGCCCUGCCUGGAAGCUGAUUGGCCACUUGACAUGCGCUGUUGAUUCAGGCGUCCACCGUGCAAAAAGAUAAGAUAAAGGCCAUAUAAAAUAACAGAGAUGCGCAUCCAUCCGUCACUGUCAGCUGCACAUAUACAGUGUCUGCUGCCUCCAGCUACGAGAGAGGAUUAACAAGGACGACUGGCUGCCCCUUCAUCCAAGCAUCACCUGUCAAGAUGUCUCCUAAAGUACGGUGCGCCCCCAAUGACCUGCACACACCCAGAGACGCAGUGACGCUCAGCAGGUUUUCUGUUCGCAACCCAGUGAACGAAGCUGGUGACGCUUCAGAAGACUCCAGUGAAAAUGUGCCUCGAAAACCACUGACUGUUAUCGGAGGGGAAGCCUCCUCAGUGAAAAAUCGAAAACACAAACCCAGACGUGAGAAGUCUGGACAGCGGGGCAGGCGCAGGAUGAAGGCAAACGACAGAGAGCGCCACCGGAUGCACAACCUGAACUCCGCUCUGGACGCGCUGAGGAGCAUCCUGCCGGCACUGCCGGAGGACGCGAAGCUGACCAAGAUCGAAACUCUGCGCUUUGCCCACAACUACAUCUGGGCUCUGACCGAGACUCUGCGCAUGGCCGACCAACUCGGACACACGCCGGAUUACCUACCGGUGGGAUCUGAUGAAAGCAGCCCAACAAGUGGCUUAUCUUCAGAGUUUGGUUAUGUGACCUCACCUGACUUUGACCCAACCAAGUUCUACACGUCAGCUCGUGAAAUGAACUGUAAGAUUUUAUCAAGAGAUCAAGCCAGUGUUAUCCCUGUUACAUUUUAUUUCAAGUCAUUCUGUGGUGAAAAUGAUCUCAAAAACACAUGGCACUGUUGACUUUUCAUGACGUCCAUCUUUUUAUGAGGAACUCUUAGUGACUGCCCAUCUGUCAAGGGUCACAUAAAACACACAAGUGCUGCUGCACUGCUCCCUAUGGGGUGAACACUUUUAGGCAUGUUGCACUUGCAGACACAGUGAUCAGUGAUGUCAGAGCAAGUGUCAUUGAUUGAGAUCCUAAUGGGCCAGAAACACAUGCUUCUGCCCAUACAGAGCAGUGCAGCAGCGUUUCCUAUCUUCAGUGUGAAUUUAUUCUUUAAAAGCACUUAAACUGAGUUCAGAAAGAGUCACAAAACUGAAUUGGUUCAGAAUUACUGUUUAAAAGAUGAAGUACUUUCCAAAGUAAGCCUUAACUGUCAUUUGAGGCUAUUUCUGCUAUUCAUGUUUUAGAACAUGAUUUCAUGACCACUUGCACUCACAGUUUUUGCAAAGCAAUCUUAAACAGUUUUGAUAAAAGACCAUGAAGCACAAUCAAUGAUUUAAGAAGACAGAGAUAAUUGGUGCAAGCUAAAAUAUUUAUUUGGUAAUGAUAUUCAAAUGUGGUUUUGCUGCAUAAAAGUAGGUCUAUUUAUUUAAUAAAACUGUAGAAAACUGUCUCUUGGGGUGAAAAGUUGUCUGGCUUUCCAUUGUUUCCAUGAUUCAAAAGAGCGUAAUGAACAUAUACAAAGACAAAUAUUACUUAAACACAGUGGCUGUCAUUCAAAUGGGAAAAUAUUUUUUUAGGGAGAGAAAAAAAAUGAAUG